Nematolebias whitei (Rio pearlfish) is the source of this 1548-nucleotide messenger RNA. Its product is annotated as leptin receptor gene-related protein. The record is from RefSeq and is a predicted model, not a curated record. Lineage: Eukaryota; Metazoa; Chordata; Actinopteri; Cyprinodontiformes; Rivulidae. Bases 1 to 393 code for a protein of 130 amino acids. Gene Ontology annotation, biological process: negative regulation of growth hormone receptor signaling pathway; late endosome to vacuole transport via multivesicular body sorting pathway. Gene Ontology annotation, cellular component: endosome. The transcript has 4 exons.
AUGGCUGGCAUUAAAGCUCUGGUUGGUUUGUCAUUUAGUGGAGCUAUUGGACUGACAUUCCUCCUGCUGGGCUGUGCGCUGGAAGACUAUGGCGUAUACUGGCCGCUGUUUGUUCUGAUUUUCUACGUUUUGAGCCCCAUCCCAACCUUCAUAUCCAGACGCCUCAGUGAUGACGAUUCCUCGAGCAACGCGUGCAGAGAGCUGGCCUACUUCUUAACCACUGGCAUUGUGGUGUCGUCUUUUGGGCUUCCUAUCAUCUUAGCUCGAACUAGCACCAUCAAGUGGGGCGCCUGUGGCCUGGUGAUGUCAGGAAAUGUUGUCAUCUUCCUCACCAUCCUUGGCUUUUUCUUUGUCUUCGGAGGUGGGGACGACUUCAGCUGGGAGCAGUGGUAAAAGGUUUCUGGACAAUUCACAGACAGAUGGGUGAAUAGUUGAACCAGCGAUGCACAAAGAGGGUUGUGUUUGUCCUAUUUACAUUCAGGGGGUGACCCUCGUGUAUAGAGAGCAGAGUUAUUAAUUAAACCUGUGCAUUAUCAAGCAGAUUUUUUUAGGAGGAUUAGGUUCAGCUGGUAAUAUGUACCAUACAAAUGUGCCUUAUGGACCAGGGGACACUGAUGCCUCACUAUUCAUCAUGUGUAUUUGAGCUUGCUUUAGUUUAACCUCUGCACGCUGACUGUUUUGCUGCCAUCCAAAAAAGCAACUAUUGUAAUUUACACACCGCAAAGCGUACCACAUUGUUUCUUUUUUGUUUUUGUUUUUCAAGAUGCGUGGUUGUACUGAAUUAUGUCUUGCUCAUUAAAAAUACUUUGUGCUUUCUGAAGCUGAAAGACUAGAAAAGGUUCACACUUUCUGACAGGUAGAUAAGUGAUUCAAGUAAAGAGUCAUUUGUAUGUUAUUUCCUUAGUUUUCACUUUGGCUUCAGAUUUUAAUGCCUUGCUUUUUGACUUUGUGCAAUUGUUUACAUUCUCACCAAAGAUUAUAGACUGCAAAAAAAAAAAAAAAACAUUGUUCAUCACUGAACUUCUGUGAAACAAGUAACACGAUCUUUAAUAACCAGCCAGAUUUGUAUGAACAGUCUUCAAAAAAAUAGCCACGUUUAUUUUAGAUUAAUAUUUAUAUCAAAGACACAGAUAAUGACUAAAGAUCAAAGUUAAUAUAUCGAAUGUUAUUUUCUUCAUGCUUUAUGCACUUCUACAGCGAAGGGCCACUUUUGCAAGCUUGUUUGUGAUUGUAUGUUUUUUGCAGUCUAUAUUUCAUUACUAGAAAAAUCAACAGUUUUGUGUUUGUUAUAGCUUCAUAUUCUGAUUUUUUUUUUUAUUGUUGGUAACUAAUAAUAAUGAGAUCCUGUUUUCUGCUCUUUCCAUUACGACUUCAUGUAAAACUGUAGUUACUGUCUUAUUUGGUUUGAUUUAUUUCAUGUUUGGUUCAUUUCUGCAUUAAAGGGGGAAAUAUCGUUUCUGUAUCUGACAUUUUAAAGUCAUAACUCUCAAACACUAAUGGCAACGCAGAAAUUAUUUUGUAAGGUUCUGACUUUAUGUGGGUUAACAU